Messenger RNA from Seriola aureovittata, 1643 nucleotides. It is a transcript of the gene gnptg, whose product is annotated as N-acetylglucosamine-1-phosphate transferase subunit gamma. The record is from RefSeq and is a predicted model, not a curated record. The coding region runs from base 75 to 986 and encodes 303 amino acids. NCBI's taxonomy places the organism in Eukaryota, Metazoa, Chordata, Actinopteri, Carangiformes, Carangidae. The transcript has 11 exons. Gene Ontology annotation, cellular component: Golgi apparatus.
CGAAUGACCAGCAGGGUAGGAAGUGUAGUCGAGAGAAUACCCGAUAUCACAUUUUAGUAGCUCAAAAAUAAGCCAUGUACUGUUUAUGUAACGGAAUAUCCAGUUUAAUAAAGCUGUGGGUGGUCUGCGUGUCUCUUUUCAUAAACCAUGGAUUCGCCGGUAAAAUGAAGAUAGUCGAGGAGCCAAACACAUUUGGGUUGAACAACCCUUUUCUUGCUCAGGGAAGCAGGCUACAGCCCAAAGUGACCCCAUCUCCAGUGUCUGGACCGGUGCAUCUUCAUCGGCUUGCUGGAAAGUGCUUCAGUCACACAGAGUCAACGUAUAAAUAUGAAUUCUGUCCAUUUCACAACAUCACACAACAUGAGCAGUCAUUCAGGUGGAAUGCCUACAGUGGGAUACUGGGGAUCUGGCAGGAGUGGGAAAUAGCAAACAAUACGUUCACAGGAAUGUGGAUGAGAGACGGGGAUACUUGUGCAACCAGAAAUAGAGAAACAAAGGUGAUAUUUGUCUGUAGUGCAAGCAGCAAGCUUGCUCAAGUCUCAGAGCCCAGUACUUGUGUGUACUCGCUAACCUUUGAGACCCCACUUGUUUGCCAUCCCCAUUCUCUAUUAGUGUACCCGACCCUGACUGACACACUGCAAAAGGAAUGGGAUGAAGCCGAGCAGGCUCGCUACGAAGGUCUCAUUACUGAGCAGGGAUACAAUAAUCUUUUGAAGGACAUCUUUGAAGAUGCUGGUCUCCUGAAGAGCGAGAGAGUGAAGGUCAAGCUGCCAGAGGUUGCAGCCAAUUCAGAAAUGCACAACUCUUUACAGAAAUGUACAGAGGACUUCCAAAAACAGAGAAAGGAGAUUGAGAGACUGCGUGCUAUCCUCACUCAACACAAUAUUCCUUUUGACUCAAAGUCAAGUGAAGCAAAAGGUACAGUAAGUGUGACAGUAAAGGAUCAACACCUAAGGGGAGACACCGGCCUUAUUGAUCUGCACUGAAUAUCUCCUGGAAGUCACGGCCUCCGCUUGAAAGCACCCGGCUGGAUUUUGUUGGUCAAUGUGAGCGACAGAGACACUCAUCAUCAGACAAUAUUCCUGUCACUGGUGUCAGCACUAAACGUUCGUCUGAACAAGUGACAGAGAGAAACUGAACUUAUUUGCGGAUUACAAACUUUUUUUUUUUUUUUUUUAAGAGAGGUUAGGACACUCAGCUGGCUUUCUCCAGGGUGUUCAACAGAAACAAUCAUCUUAUUAACAUGCUUCAAAUCCUGUAAGCAUGCAACAUGUUGAGAAAAUAAAAAUGGUUUUAAGAAAAAAUUUAAAGUUUUGACAGGAGAAAGUCUAGAGAAAGUUUACAAACUGUUUACAAGAGAAAAGUGAGUCAGGACGUGUUUUGUACCAGGUAGAGGACACUAUCAGAAAAUAUCCACAAUGAGUACAGCAUCUACAUGGGUGUGUCUGCAAAUUGUACUGGACUUCAAGAAAAUGGACUAGACAUAAAACAUUUUAUCAAAUAACUGGUAUGUUUCACGUGUGUAACAGUUACCAGAUUGUGUUAUGUGUGGCAUAAUUCAGUGACAGCGAAGUACUUAAAUGUCAAGUGCACUGUAUUUGGGAGUAUUUUUUAUAAAUUCAGGAAGUGAGUUCAGGUCAUCA